AUGGCAGGCUUAGGAAAGACAACUUUGGCUAAGUCAGUGUACAACGAGGAUGCUAUAGACAAGUCAUUUGACAAAAGAAUAUGGGUUUGUGUCUCUAACACCUUUGAAGUGAAUUUGAUUUUAGGCCGGAUCUUAGAACUACUUAAUUCAGCAAAGACCGGAAUUCAAAGUCAGGAGGCAUUGCUUAAAAACCUCAAAGAAGAGUUGACAGGAAAGCGAUAUAUGCUUAUACUCGAUGAUGUUUGGAACGAAGAUGAUAUAAAAUGGAACAUCUUGAUGAGUUGCUUGUCGAAACUCAAUUCUGCUCAUGGAAGCACCAUAAUUGUCACUACCCGCAGUGCCAACGUUGCAUCAAUCAUAGAAACACUUCCUAGAUAUGAUUUGAAAAAUCUAUCAACAGAGGACUGUUGGUCCAUCUUGAAGCAUAGAGCUUUUCCGAAUGGUAGUACUCCAAUAGCUCCAGAUCUGGAGAGAAUUGGAAAAGUGAUUGCUGAAAAAUGUGCUGGCAUACCAUUAGUGGCAAAGGUUUUGGGAGGCAUGAUGCAUUCUAAAAACAGUACAGAUGAAUGGUUGUCAAUUCAAGAAAGUAAAAUAUGGGAAUUACCACAAGGAGAGGAUAGAAUUAUCUCAGCUUUGAAGUUGAGUUUUGAUGCUUUGAAAUCCCCAUCUCUGAAACAAUGUUUUGCAUAUUGCUCAAUAUUCAUGAAAGAUGUGGAAAUUGAAAGGGAUGACUUGAUCCAACUUUGGAUGGCUCAAGGAUUGCUCCACUCUUCAAGUUCUUUAGAGAUGGAGGACAUAGAUGUUGUAAAGGAUGACUGGGGCAUUAUUACCAAAUGCAAGAUGCAUGAUCUUGUGCAUGAUCUUUCUGAACUAGUGUCAAGAUAUGAUGAGGAAGAUAAGCUUGACGUCGGACAGGCACAAUUUCCUUCUUUAAUACCGAAAAAAAUUUCAGAAAGAAAUGCUGGGAAAUUGCGAUCCUUGUUUGUGAAUGGUGAAGCCCUUGGUAACAUCUUGGCAAGCUUUAAGUCUUUACGUGUCUUGAAACUAUACAGGUCUGAUAUUGAGGGGUUGCCUAUUUCAAUUGGUGAGCUAAAACACUUGAGAUAUCUAGACGUUUCUGAAACACACAUCAAAGAGCUCCCCAAAUCUAUUGGUAGGCUCUACAACCUACAGACGCUAAGAAUGCCUAGUUCAAGCAGUCUUCAAACGUUUGCGAAGGAGCUACAAAAUUUGAUCAACUUGAGACAUGUUUAUUUCAAUGAGUAUAUAGAAGUUCCAUUUGGGAUAAGAAGAUUGACCCAUCUGCAAACACUACCUUCCUUUACUCUGGAUGGGACAAGAAGUCAUGGAAUUGACGAGCUGGGUGGCUUGAACAAAUUGAAAGGCGAGCUGAUUAUUAGAUCUUUGGAAUAUGUGAGGGGCAAAGACGAAGCGAAAGAAUCAAAUUUAGCUGGGAAGACAAACAUACAAAGCUUGAGACUUGAAUGGGGCAAUUCCAGGGAAAGAAAUGAUGAUGACAAGGAAGUACUAGACGGCCUCGAACCACACCCUAAGUUAGAAAGCUUAUAUAUCAGCAGUUUCUUGGGUUCUAAAUUUGCGUCAUGGAUGAUGAGUGGAUUGCCAGGAAAUUUGAAAAAGAUUGUUCUAUCCAAUUGCAGAGAAUGUGAAGUAGUCCCAACACUUGGCCAUUUACCAAAUCUUAGACAUGUUGACUUUUACUUUAUGGAUAAGCUUAAAUGUCUAGGAGAUGAGUUUUAUGGUUAUAACCAAACCAGGCCAGCUUUUUUCCCAGCAUUGAAAACCUUACGAUUUAGUUCUUGCCACGCUUUAAUUGAAUGGAAGGAAGCAACUGUGAUGUCAACAGUGGCGGUAUUUCCCUGCCUGGAGGAGUUGAGUCUCAGUUCUUUGAUGCAAUUGAAAAACGCUCCCAGUCAUUUUCCAUCUCUCCAGAAGUUGCACAUACAUGUUCUUGACAAUGUCAUGCCAAUUGAAAACAUAUGCAGCCAACUAACCACUCUCACUUCCCUCUAUAUGCAAGGGAUUAAGGAGCUUACUUCUCUGCCAGUAGGGAUGGUGGAAAAGAACCAGAAUCUUCGGUCACUGAUUAUCGGCCAUUUUGAAAACCUGAGGCACUUACCUGAUGGGCUGCUACAUAAACUUCCUCUUCUUGAUGAGUUGUUUAUAUCAAGUUGCCCUAAUCUGGAGCUCAUUCCAAUUACAGAAGGCUUACCAUGUCUCCGGGAACUCAAAAUUAAGGAUUGUAAGAAACUAUCAAGCUUGCCAAGUGGGUUAAAAUAUUGCACCUCUCUUCAGAUGUUGAGUAUAAGUCGUUGCCCCAAUCUCACAUCAAUUCCAAUUCCACAAGUCCUCCCACCAUCCCUCAUUCAGUUGGAAUUUGAAUUUUGUGGUGCAUUAACAAGCUUAGCAGGUGGUCUUGAAUGUCUUACCACCCUUCAGCAGUUCAGUAUUGCUUAUUGCCCUAAGCUAACAUCCAUAUCAAUUCACAGUCUCACCUCCCUCCGCAAAUUGUUUAUUUAUGAUUAUGGACCGGAAUCCAUCAGUAGUUCUCUGGAGGAGUUGUCUUUACUUGGUUGCACAUCCCUCCGUGAAGUGAACAUUCGAAAUUGCAAGGGGUUCUCAAGUAUAUUGAGUGGACUAAAAUCUUGUACUUCUCUUCGUUCACUGUGUGUUGAUACUUGUCCAAACUUGAUGCAUUUACCGAUUGAUGGGCUGCAAACCCUCGUCUCUCUUGAGGAGCUGAGAAUAUGUUAUUGCCCUAAUCUAGAGGCUGUUCCCAAUUUGGACUACCUGACAUCCCUCCGUGAGUUGCAUAUUUAUAGCUGCAGAGGAUUGACAAGUAUACCAAGUGGCCUAGCCUCCUGCACAUCUCUUACCAAUUUGUCAAUCGACUCAUGCCCCAACUUGGUAUCUAUAGCAGAGGAUGUAUCCAGGCUGCAAUCCCUAACUCGUUUAUCAAUAUAUGACUGUGGGAAGUUACAAUGUUUGCCGACUGGCCUACAGUUUCUGACCCGUUUGGAACAUCUGACAAUUGGUAAGUUCUCGGAGGAGCUUGAUUCUUUCCCUGAUUUUGAGGCUCCAUCACAUGUUGAAGAAUUAAGGUUGUGGGGAUGGCCAAAGCUCAAGUCUCUGCCUCAACAAAUUCAACACUUCACUUCUCUAACAUCUUUGUCUAUAAUAUCUUUUAACCAAGUGGAGGCUUUGCCAGAGUGGUUGGGUAACCUUACAUCCCUUACCUUCUUGGGUAUUCAGAGGUGCGAGAAUCUGAUGUAUCUACCUCCGGUCAAAGCUAUGCAACGCCUUGACAAAUUACAAGAGCUAGUGGUUGAUGGAUGUACCCGUUUAGAGGAAAGAUGUGCAAAAAAGGUUGGCCUAGAAUGGCCCAAGAUUUCUCAUGUUCCAAACGUCACAGUCCAUGGUGUCCCUGCAGCAUCUGUAAUCCUUUGUUUCACAAUGCAGGGUUUCAGCUAUGUAUAUGGAAUAUCAGUUGUUGAUACAUGUCAUGGACUCUUGCAUGGUUGCAUAUCCCACAGAACAAAGGUCUUAUUUGAUAGCAUGUCAUUUACCUAUGCUAUUUCAAGAAUCAGACUCGAGAUUGAAGAAGAAACUCAUGCAUGCGAUGUGCCUGUGAUCUAG
This is a messenger RNA of Prunus armeniaca (apricot), 3654 nucleotides long. NCBI's taxonomy places the organism in Eukaryota, Viridiplantae, Streptophyta, Magnoliopsida, Rosales, Rosaceae. The record is from the annotation of a GenBank genome assembly.